UCCACCCCAGCACCCCAAUUUUCGAUGUGUCUCUUCUCCGGCGCAAAGCGCCGGGACUGAGUGAGGCGACCGGAACAUGCUGGGCAUGUACGUGCCGGACAGGUUCUCCUUGAAGUCCUCCCGGGUUCAGGACGGGAUGGGGCUCUACACCGCCCGCAGAGUGCGAAAGGGAGAAAAGUUUGGACCCUUUGCUGGGGAGAAGAGAAUGCCUGAAGACUUGGAUGAAAAUAUGGAUUACAGGCUGAUGUGGGAGGUUCGUGGGAGUAAGGGAGAAGUUCUAUACAUUUUAGAUGCUACCAACCCAAGACACUCCAACUGGCUUCGCUUUGUUCAUGAGGCGCCAUCUCAGGAGCAGAAGAACUUGGCUGCCAUACAAGAAGGAGAAAACAUUUUCUACUUGGCAGUUGAAGAUAUAGAAACAGAUACAGAGCUUUUGAUUGGUUACUUGGACAGUGAUAUGGAGGCCAAUGAGGAUGACCAGCAGAUUAUAACGGUGGUCAAAGGAGAAGUUGAAAAUUCUAAAGGACAGUCAUCAGCUAACAGAAAAGAUCACCUUGGCUGUGAAGAUGAGUAUGCCUGUCCCCAGUGUGAAUCCAGUUUUACCAGUGAGGAAAUUCUUGCUGAGCAUCUUCAGACAUUACAUCAGAAGCCCACAGGGGAGAAAGAGUUUAAGUGCAAGAACUGCGGGAAGAAAUUCCCAGUUAAGCAGGCUUUGCAAAGACAGUGCUGUCUUCAGUGCACAGCAAAACACAGUCAGAAGGAUUCUUCACGAAGUUUUCAGUGUUCUCUUUGCAGUUCUUCCUUCAGUUCAACAUUGAGUUUUGAGCAGCACCAGGAAAUUUGCCGGGGGGAUGCCAGAUUCGUGUGUAAGGCUGACAGCUGUGGGAAGAGGCUGAAGAGCAAGGAUGCCCUGAAAAGACACCAGGAAAAUGUCCACUCUGGAGAUCCUAAGAAAAAGCUCAUAUGUUCAGUGUGCAAUAAAAAGUGUUCUUCAGCAUCAAGCCUGCAGGAACAUAGAAAGAUUCAUGAGAUAUUUGAUUGUCAAGAAUGUAUGAAGAAAUUUAUUUCAGCUAAUCAGCUAAAACGUCAUAUGAUUACUCACUCAGAAAAACGACCUUAUAAUUGCGAGAUCUGUAAUAAAUCUUUCAAGAGACUUGAUCAAGUGGGUGCCCACAAAGUAAUACACAGUGAAGAUAAACCUUACAAGUGCAAGCUUUGUGGAAAGGGAUUUGCUCACAGAAAUGUUUACAAGAAUCACAAGAAGACACACUCUGAGGAGAGACCUUUCCAAUGUGAUGAGUGUAAAGCUUUAUUCCGGACUCCAUUUUCUUUGCAAAGACACUUGCUGAUACACAACAGUGAGAGGACUUUCAAGUGUCAUCACUGUGAUGCUACCUUUAAAAGGAAGGACACAUUAAACGUUCAUGUCCAGGUGGUCCAUGAGAGACACAAGAAGUACAGAUGUGAGCUGUGCAAUAAGGCAUUUGUUACACCAUCAGUGCUUAGAAGUCAUAAAAAGACACAUACAGGAGAAAAGGAGAAAGUCUGCCCAUACUGUGGCCAGAAAUUUGCCAGCAGUGGGACACUAAGAGUUCACAUCCGGAGCCACACAGGUGAGCGUCCAUAUCAAUGUCCUUACUGUGAAAAAGGAUUCAGUAAAAAUGACGGACUGAAGAUGCACAUUCGUACUCACACCAGGGAGAAGCCAUACAAGUGCUCAGAGUGCAGCAAGGCCUUCAGCCAGAAGCGGGGCCUUGAUGAACACAAGACUCAUACUGGCGAAAAGCCUUUUCAGUGUGAUGUGUGUGACUUGGCCUUCAGCCUGAAGAAAAUGCUGAUCCGACACAAGAUGACUCAUAACCCCAAUCGCCCACUGGCAGAAUGCCAGUUUUGCCAUAAGAAGUUUACGAGGAAUGACUACCUCAAAGUGCAUAUGGACAAUAUCCAUGGCGUCGCCGACAGCUAGCCGUAGCUGCAAAGGAUAAGCCGUUCAGAAGGGCUCUUAAGAUGCAGCCUUGAUUUUUCUCACCUGAUCCUUGUCACAGAAAUAGCCAAAAGUAAC
Castor canadensis (American beaver) is the source of this 2062-nucleotide messenger RNA. The record is from RefSeq and is a predicted model, not a curated record. Lineage: Eukaryota; Metazoa; Chordata; Mammalia; Rodentia; Castoridae.